Molecule: messenger RNA, 1286 nt
Organism: Neurospora tetraspora
Lineage: Eukaryota; Fungi; Ascomycota; Sordariomycetes; Sordariales; Sordariaceae
Product: NC-ras protein
Exons: 4
Coding region: 291-932 (213 amino acids)
Biological process (GO): Ras protein signal transduction
Cellular component (GO): plasma membrane
Molecular function (GO): GDP binding; GTP binding; GTPase activity
Source: RefSeq, a predicted model, not a curated record
CAAGACUGCGCGUUUCCCCCGACAACACGCUUUCCAAGGAACUUCGCUUCCUCCUUCUCAGCAAUCAUCGCCAUCCCCUCCCUCGACCUUUAAUUCUACCCGCCUUCGCAUCCAGGAUCCCCCCUGAGGGCCUUAUCAAUCACCCAGUGACGUUCUCUGCACCGUUGCCGAGCGACCGUGACCUCAGUCACCUAAUCAUUUGAGGAGGUCAUUCCAUCUUGCCCCUCGUGUCGACAUCUCGACUUUUUCCAACCUUUUACUUUUUACAUCUUCUUUAAUCAAUAGCCAAAAUGGCCAACAAGUUCACAAGAGAAUACAAGCUGGUGGUUGUCGGCGGCGGUGGUGUCGGUAAAUCGUGCCUUACCAUCCAGCUAAUUCAAGGUCACUUCCUUGACGAAUAUGAUCCUACAAUUGAGGAUUCGUACCGCAAGCAAUGCACCAUCGACAAUGAGGUCGCCCUUCUCGACAUUCUAGAUACCGCCGGCCAAGAAGAGUACUCUGCCAUGCGCGAGCAAUACAUGCGCACCGGUGAAGGCUUCCUGCUCGUUUUCGCCAUCAACUCGAGGGAAAGUUUUGAGGAAAUCAGGAUCUACCAGCAACAGAUUCUUAGGGUCAAAGACAGGGACUCGUUCCCCAUGAUCAUUGUCGGAAACAAGUACGAUUUGAGGGGAGAGCGCGUUGUUUCGGAGCAGGAGGGACAAGCUCUCGCCGCCGAGUUCGGUACCAAGUACAUCGAGACUUCCGCCAAGACACAACACAACGUCGAGAACGCUUUCUACGAUCUCGUCCGCGAAAUCAGGAAGGAGGACAAGAAGCUCGGCGAGAAGGUCGGCGGUACCUCGUUCGCCAACAACAACGGGGCGGUUAAGCAGAUGGACGUCGGCGACGAGGACGUCCAAGCAGGUUGCUGCGCUAAGUGCAUAAUGAUGUGAAUGCUCGAAACCAACAGGGGAAGAGCAAGCGGGGAGUUAAAAGAAUUGGGUCACGUUUGCAAUGAAGAGAUGGACGAUCAUACACACACGCACACAAAAUCCGGACUUUAUAGACGACAUGGAUGUGCAAACAACCAAAACACAGAAGCCAUAUCGGACGGCCACGCCCAUGCCUUAGCUCACGUACAGGGACCAGUCGGGCUCAGGACAACGGGACCAGCGGAAGGAAUAUCAGCGUUUGGAGGCAUUUCAGGCGAGAAGGGGGUUAGGAACCGGGACCGGGCACACACAUUCUUUGCCUUUUGUGGGCAUUUGUUGCAGUGGCACUUGCUCGGAUGAGCUGAACGACUUGAA